AUGGGAAUUUGUGGAAGCACUACGAAAUAACCAAUAGAUCAGAUUUGUAAAUUGAGUCAGCCAAUCAUAACUAGUGGUGAAUUGUAGAUAAAAGUGUUGUUGAAGAAUAUCAAGUUGAAGAUGCCAGAUAUCCGAUAAUGCUCUAUUGAAUUCGAUUUGGGUAGAUGUAAGUAUACAUCACCUGUGCAUGUGAAUAAUGAAGGAGAACAUUAUUGGCGAGCAAGUUUUGAUGGCUUACUUCUGAUGACUGAAUAAUAAAUGAGAGAAACUAAUAUUAAGAUUUCAGUACUAACAUCAUCAGUGAUUGGUUAAGCCUAAAUCAAUUUGUUUGAAACUGCUGUAGGUCCUUUCCAUUUUGAGUUACCAAUACGAGGCUAAAAUAGUGGGAAUGUGAGUUUCGAUUUGAAAAUGAAUCAAAUUGUUCAAGCAACUCUAUAGAGCAAAUACAUUAUAUGGGAAUUGAAUUAGAGCUUGAAUGAGGUUAGAUACAAUUACAAUCUGCGUUUGGUGACCUCCCAAUUGUCGUACAUCUCUGAGCAUUCAUCUACCUUUACUAAUCCGAACUAUAGAAAACAGAACGAGAAGAAGAGCACACAAUUUUAAACUAGUCGUAAGAGCAUCUUAGACCAAGAUUCUAUAAAGGAUAGUUUAACCUCCUUAUCAAGACUCCCUUCAUUAAAAAGUCCUCCAAAUCCAUCAUAUGAUUCUGUGGCUGCAACCCCUACUCAUAAAGCAAAUCAUCGAAUUGAAUGGGAUCAUAUCAACGACGAACUUACAAUGAUAGUAGAAUUGCCAAUCCAGGAAUUUCAAGGCUCAGCACUUCAAUUGUGUUUAUGGUCUAUUUCUUCUAAUAGAAGGAGUUUGGACAAUAUUAAGUCUCCACAAAAGACUAUUAUAAAGAAAACAAAAAAUCAGCAUGACUCUGAAUACAUGGAUUUGGAAAUCUAAGAUCAUCAUCUUGUAGCAGAAACCUAUAUCAAUUUGUCAAAUAUGGAAACAAGUGUAUCAGCCGAAUAGGGAGCCAAAUUGUUAAUGAUCAAGAGCUAUCAACCUAAAUCUCUUUGGUAUCAUGGUGUUGAAGUCGGUAAAAUUGAUUAUGAAAUCAGUGUCCGAAUCCCAAAUCAUCUCUAAUAGUCUUCAUUUGGGGUUUAAACAGAUAGGGGAAUUGUUUCUUCCAUUUCUGUUGUUGGAAAUGUAGAAAACAUCAGUGUUACUGAAAUUAAAAUGAUAUAAAUGGAAUUUUAAAAGUUAUCUAGCAGCAUCUUUAAGAUGGAACACAAAUCUCUCAAUAUUGAUGAAAAAUUAAAAGUUAGGUAAGAAAUGGAUCAAAAUCUAACUCGUUUAGCAUAAUUUCUUGGCCAAUCUCAUGGAAGUGCUAUCAAAACUUUCUAAUAUAAAUCAGAGGAUGAUUUAAUGAAAGCUUAAUAAUUACUCAUUUAAAUCUCUAUUCAUCUAGUCGAUUAUUCUAAAACAUUAUCCACUUUUGACUCUUAUUAUGAAUGUCUCAAUCAAGUCUUAAGUCGUGGCGAAUUAAUGCUUUAACAAUUGGGAUUUUUUAAGGCUCUUAAUAAAAAAUAAUCUAAUUAGAAAAUUGAAGUGUGUUUAAACUAUUAAACAUUCUUAAUCAAUACAUUACGUUACACUCUAUCUAAAUUAAGUUAAAAGGAUCCUUCAAAUGAAGCCAGAAAACUCUAUAUCAAAAUCUUAGUCAUCAGUUAUUUCAGAAUACCAGAAUUCAGAGUCAAAUUCUUAGAACUUAUUAAUAAACCGAAUGAUCCUCAAUUAAAUGAAUUAAGAGGCACCGAAUUUAUACAAGAAGAUGAUCCAACCAACAUAGAUAAAAGUACCAAGAAUAAUAUUUCAAUAUUUGAUUGGUAGAAUUAUUUUCAUACUUAUUUGAAUGAUAAAACUUAAGGAAUUCAAAAUUAAUCAGCUCUCAAUUAAAUCCUAGAUGAUGAAAGUUGGAAGGAAAACAUAAGGCAUAGGUCGAUUAAUUUUAGUUUCUUUGUUGAAGAAUGGGCUAUCUAUGUGAGAAAUAUUCUACAAGUGAAAAUACUGCCUUGGCAAGAUAUUCCAGGAUAUAGAAUUUUAGUUAAAGCCUUUAUGUGUGAAUUAAAAUAGUAAGAUUCAGUGCCUGAUGCUAUGAAAAUAGGCUUGAGGAGUUUGAUGCAAAACGUUAAUCUCUUAGGGAUUAUAGUUAGUCUACAAUUUAAUAAGACAAAUUUAUACAACACAGAAUAAGUGAUUGAAACCUUUGAAAUUUUGGAUAUAUGCUUCUCCACCUUGACUGCCAUGCCUCCUUACUUUGAUUACCCAUUCCUUCUGAAAGGAAUAAAAUAAAUCAUCAUAGAUUCAGAACAUGCCAUUUGCAUUGCCAAAUGUCUGUGGUUCAUCUAUAAUAUAUACCCAUUACUCUAAAGUAAACAUAUAUCUUAUCAGUCAGUGGAGUUUAAGAAGGAUCUGUGCGAAUUCAUCUUUGAGAAAGCUGUAUUCAAACUAUUUCUUCAUUGGAGCAAGACCGUAAGAAUGAUGUUUCACUACUUUCUACUAUACAGAGUGUCACAUCAACAUAAGAAUCCUAAAGUUGGAGGAUUAGAUGAGGAGUAAAUUAUAUAAUAAUACACUCUGAUCAAUAGACCAAAAAAGAAUCAAAGCUACUUUGAAAAUCGACAGCCUCAAUAAUAGUUAAUUUCUGAUUACAUCUACAUGAAGUACAUGAGAUUCUUAAGCAAAGUUGAAUAGGCCAAAAUAAAUGAAGGAGAGCGAGAAUAUUAAUAGGAUUAUAAGAGUUAUUAUUAGCGAUUGGUGACUAAGAAGUUGAAGAUGGAGCAGGAAUAGAAAUUACGAUAAGUCGCAGAACCUAAGAGGGAAAGUUUAAAAUUAGAACGACUAUAAUCUGAAUAGGAAGAAUAAACAUAAAAUUAGUUGAAACCAGUUAUAGUUCCCAGAACAGUAAUGCAUAAAAAAUUAAGUUUUAAACACGAUAUUGAAAUAACAGACAAAUAAUAAUAAUAUGUUUUAAUAUCUAUUAGAGAAUUUGAAGAAUAACUGAAAAAUUAUAAUAAUUGGAGAUAAUCUAAUAUCAAAAAGGUCAUGGGCAAGUACAAUGAGGAAGAUAAACACACAAUUCAUCUAACAUUCGAGGUUCCAAAAAUGGAUAUUCUUAAAAGGAUUGACGAAAAGGAAGGAGCAUGAAUUUAUCUAAGAAUUAUCAAUUAUGUCAAUAUAUAUACUUUU
This is a messenger RNA of Paramecium tetraurelia, 3237 nucleotides long. RefSeq lists its product as uncharacterized. The record is from RefSeq and is a predicted model, not a curated record. The transcript has 9 exons. Lineage: Eukaryota; Ciliophora; Oligohymenophorea; Peniculida; Parameciidae.